AUGGCAUUAAAAGGUAUUUUUGAAAAGUUACGCUAAAAUUCGUAAUAAAAUCAGUUUUCAGGAAUUCGCCAAGCCUCGAAAAUCGGUUUAUCAUUUAGUGGAUGCGGAUUUCUAGGCGCAUACAACUUUGGAGCAGCAAAAUGUAUAAUAGAAAACUCUGCGAAGCUUCCCGAAAUCACGAAAAUUGCUGGAGCUUCUGCAGGAAGUCUAGUCGCAUCACUUAUGGUUCUCGCACCUCAAAAAAUAGAUUCAAGUGUAGAGAUACUCUAUUCAAUGGCUGAUGAAGUCCACGAAUUACCAUUUGGAGCUUUAACUCCCGGAUAUUUUAUAAAUGAAAAGUUAGUAAAAGUUAUCGAUAACACUCUACCUGAAGAUAUUUCAAAAGCUCAAGAGAAACUAAAUGUUUCAGUAACAAAGCUACAGGUAUUUCUGAGAGAUCUUCAAACUUUUAAUAGAAUUCUAAUGAAAUUUCAGACAUGGGAAAAUGUAUUGAUAAAUAAGUUUGACAAUCGAGAUCAUCUGAUUUCUGUUCUUCUCGCAAGUUGUUAUAUUCCAAUGUAUUCAAUGGGAUAUAAUGGAAAACCUCCAAUAAUAGAGAACUAUGUAAGUUUUAAAUUCUAUCUAGAAAAACUAAAUUUCCUCUGGUUAUAGGAAUAUAUUGAUGGUGGAAUGACCAAUGUUCUUCCAAUUAUUCCUGAUCUAAAAACAGUUACCUGCACACCUUUCUCUUCAAUCGCUGAUAUUUGCCCGCAAGAUUCGAGUAUUUGGAAUAAUCCAACAUUUGGAUUACACUCUUUCAAGGUAUGUAACUGCAAAAAUUGUAAACCAGAAACAGAAAAAAAAUGAAUUUAAACAAAAUUUUCCCGCGUGUGCGAAUUUUUCUUUUCGAGACUUCAAAAAUCUUCGAAUGUGUGUUCCUUCAAAAAUACAGUAAUCCUCACAGAUCAAUUCAAAGAAUAUGGCUCGGGGAAUUCGCGCAUUAUUCCCUCCAACAAGACAAGUUCUUCAGCAAUAUUUUGAGCUAGGAUAUCGAGAUGCAAAAUUUUUUAUUAGUAAUUUAUGA
Molecule: messenger RNA, 1063 nt
Organism: Caenorhabditis angaria
Lineage: Eukaryota; Metazoa; Nematoda; Chromadorea; Rhabditida; Rhabditidae
Source: the annotation of a GenBank genome assembly